Molecule: messenger RNA, 629 nt
Organism: Vombatus ursinus (common wombat)
Lineage: Eukaryota; Metazoa; Chordata; Mammalia; Diprotodontia; Vombatidae
Gene: MIF
Product: macrophage migration inhibitory factor
Exons: 2
Coding region: 142-426 (94 amino acids)
Molecular function (GO): cytokine activity; phenylpyruvate tautomerase activity
Source: RefSeq, a predicted model, not a curated record
GCACGUGGGUCUGUCGCGGUGCUUGGUGGGUGCGGACGUGCAGAGGUUUAUUCAGCUCAUCCCAGCCCCGCUGCUCGCCUCUGCUCGGCCUAGCCCCGCUCCAGCCUCCCCGCGCCGCCGCCCGCCGGAGCCGCCGCCAAGAUGCCGAUCUUCGUGGUGCAGACCAAUGUGCCGCGCUCCGCGGUGCCCGACUCCCUGCUGAGCGAGCUCACAACGCAGCUGGCCAAGGCCACGGGCAAGCCGGCCCAGUACGUUGCCGUGCACAUCUCGGCCGACCAGCUGAUGGCUUUCGGGGGCUCCUCGGACCCGUGCGCCCUCUGCAGCCUGCACAGCAUCGGCAAGAUCGGCGGGCCCCAGAACAAGGCAUACAGCAAGCAGCUCUGCGAGCUGCUCACCAAGCACCUCAAAAUACCUGGGGACCGGUGAGAGGGGGCCGCUGUGGAGCCAGGGACCACUGGGUCACCUAGUGCCCCCUCUCUAGGCCUCAGUUUCCUCCUUUGUGACUGGGGGCGGCUGGGGGGGCUGACCAGAGACUCCUGCCCCCAAGGCCUUUUGGCUCGGGGCCUUCUCUCCGGUUUAAACUUUAAACUAGCCCGAGGCCACGGGGUGGGGUUGGAGAUGGGAAGGAC